Molecule: messenger RNA, 615 nt
Organism: Camellia sinensis
Lineage: Eukaryota; Viridiplantae; Streptophyta; Magnoliopsida; Ericales; Theaceae
Source: RefSeq, a predicted model, not a curated record
AUGAUUGGACCCUCUGACACUAGAUGCAGGGAUAGGCGGUGUGAAUAUCACAAGGACCAUGGCCACGAGACUGACAGCUGUUAUGCACUAAAAGACCGUCUGGAGGAGCUGGUGCAAGACGGCCGACUGGCACAGCACGUCCACGAGGGCAAUCAACCAAACACGGUAGCUCUACGGUCGGAUUCACCUCUGCUUGGCGUGAUUCACAUAUAUAGUCUGCUGCCGCCAAAUCAGGUGCAUACAAUCCAAUUACAACCCAGCCCGUUAAAGUCGUUCACACCAGCCAAACGGCCUCACAAAACUGGCCAAAUUACCUUCGACGACGCCAAUCUUGAAAGGGUAACGCUCUCCCACGAUGAUGCCCUUGUAAUUGAGUUGUGCGUAGGCAGAUUCGUCGUUGAGCGCAUUCUGAUUAAUCAGGGGAGCACCUCGGAGAUCAUGUACUACAAGACAUUUCUCAAACUCAGCUUCAUCGAUUCAGACUUGCUAUCGGCCGAGUAUCCUCUGUUCGGAUUCAAUGCCAACCCCAAGUACCCUUUAAGCAAGAUCACACUGCCAAUUGAUACUUCAUCAGCAACUCAGUAUGUCUUUGGUGGUGUUUGGGAAGAAUUGUAG